Molecule: messenger RNA, 2415 nt
Organism: Labrus bergylta (ballan wrasse)
Lineage: Eukaryota; Metazoa; Chordata; Actinopteri; Labriformes; Labridae
Source: RefSeq, a predicted model, not a curated record
UCCCUUUAAGCCCUGCAUGUUUGUUAGCUCCACUCUAGCACGAGUUUAUCCCAAAGGAUUUGUUUAUCAAAACGUGCUGGCAGUGGUUUUGCAUCUCAAGCCUGCAGUUCUUAUAAAGAAACAAACACAAUUCACAACACUGACUAAACUGAAAACAAUGAUCCAAGUAAAAAACACUACAAUGUAUCCCUGACAAAGAAAAACUUUGAGAUGUUUGAAACUUUACCUAUGUAGAGAACUUUUCUAAUAAAAAAAAACAUGGCUGCAGUCUUACUUCAGGCGGUCCUGCUGUAGUUAUGGAUCAGGUCUCAUCAGCUCAGGUUUCCUGCAAGGCUUUCGACACUCACAACGUCCAACUCUUCUGGAUUCACACGCUCUAAAUAUAGCUGCCUUCAAGUCAGACAGACUGCAGGAGACACUGCUGUGAAACAACACGAGGACUUAAGGAUUUUUUUUUCGUCCACAGUUUCUGUCUUUGUUGGCCUUCAUGAACCCAAGAUUAUAGAACUGAUGGACCGACAGCCCCGUCUGGAUCAAAGGGUGGACUAGUUUGUUGUGAGGAAUCCAGAGACUUUAUGUCAGUAAUGUAAUCUUAAUCCCCAGAUAUACUUCUCUGCAAAUUCACAUCAAGAAAAGUUCUUUUAAUUUCCAGCAGCUGGAAGAAAUGUUAUGCCACUGUCUUCUUUUAGUCGGCCUCAGUCUUUUCGUGUCUCGGUGUGAUGGCGGCUGUUCGGAGGUGGACUCCAUGACCGAAGCUGUGGCAGGAGAAGGAUUCCUGUUGGGUUGCAUCUCCUGUAAGAGACGAGAGGAGGUCCCUGCCAGAGCCACUGUAGACUGGCACUUCAGACCGCUGGGAGAGGAGGAGGAGGAGGAGGAGGAGGUGGAGGAGGAGAAGUUCAGGCAUAUUUUCCACUAUGACCACCCCUCGGCCGACAUCCUCCAUAAAGAUUUCAAUGAGCGCCUGGAGUGGCACGGGACGAAAAACACGGAUAUUCAGAUAGGAGCCAUUUACAUUACUAACGUCACCUUCAAUGACACGGGGACAUACCGCUGCACCAUCCACCGCACGCUCUUCCUGCCCCAGUACAACCAGCAUGUCACAGUGGAGAAGGAGGUGGAGCUCAGCGUGGUGCCUGUGGCCAAUAGGGAGCUGACGUCGGUGAUCUCAGAGAUUAUGAUGUACGUGCUGAUAGUGGUUCUGCAGCUGUGGCUCGUCGUUGUUCUUGUCUACUGUUACAAGAAGAUUUCAGAGGAGCACGAGGCUCGGGAGGCCCGUAAAGCUCUCAAAGCUCAGGCGGAACUCAUAGAAUCAAAAGACAACUGUGACGGGGUGCAGCUCGAGUAAAAGCCUGGUAAACCACAAGUCAUCUCUGCAAGACUCAAGCUUCACUGCUGCAUCAUGAUUCAAAACUCCUGUAAUGGAGGUUGAUUUGGAUUUUUUUUAUUUGUGUGAUGCUCAUUUGUGUAUGCAACGUUUACAGUUAUGUGUGAAUACAAGCUGAAGGUGCAGAAGACAGCAGGCAGAUUUCCCCUUAGAUUUACUAGACCUGUUGUCUCUUCGAUGUCCCAUGAGACAACAAUGACUCGCAUUACUUGUUUGUGGAUUUGAAUAUAAAGCUUUCAAUCCAAUGAACUUUUCUUUUUUAUUCCAUCGUCAUCUAUGAUAUGUGAUUUUCUUAGUACAGAAAAAAUGACAAAUUAUUUAAUCAGAAAAAAAGGAAAUCAGAUAAUGUCUAUAAUUAUAACUAACCCAAUUAUAAAUACACUUUUUCACUUUUUGUAAAUGUUUGACGGAGUAUAAACACCUUCCAAUAAUAAUAACGAGGCUGCAGAAUCUUUGUAAGUGUUUGAAAUAGUGCGGACAUGAACAGAUCAUCAGUUUCCAAAUGGCUGAAGAAUCGAUGAACCGUCUGUCGAUGAUCUGAGCAAAUUAUUCAGGAAAGACAACUGCAUGAAAAAAUAUUUUAAAACAUCCCAUCAAACAUUGAAUUUAUUGGUAUGCCUCAGCUUCACAGACUGCUCUCCGGAUCUCAGGAAAUCUGUGUCUUUAAAGUGAUGGAUUUCAAACUACAUAAAUCGAUAAGUCAGAUGGUUUUAGGUAACAUAGUCUGUGAGUGUGCUGGGUUAUAUGAAGACGGGUCCUUUGAGGAUAUUCAUGUACUCGGUUUUUAAUUCUCUUUGAAAAAGAAGAACAUACAAAUCAAAUGUGUAACGAUUGACCAAUGUCAUGUCUUAAAAACUGCCAUAUGAGAUUUCUUCACUUUCACUUUAAGAGUCUCUUGGGAUCUGAGCGCUCCUGAAACCUUGAGAUUUUUAAUGUGGGCUGUGACAUCACAUCCAAGCCAGCUUUAGUGAGCCUUAAUCCUGAGCAGCAUGUCUUAAUUUAGCUGUGUGAAAAUGUAAAAAAAAAAAAAA